Molecule: messenger RNA, 972 nt
Organism: Amphibalanus amphitrite
Lineage: Eukaryota; Metazoa; Arthropoda; Thecostraca; Balanomorpha; Balanidae
Product: immunoglobulin domain-containing protein oig-4-like
Exons: 5
Coding region: 13-582 (189 amino acids)
Source: RefSeq, a predicted model, not a curated record
UCAGUGUCGGUCAUGCAGGCGGUGCGUCACCACCUAUCUGUGGUGCUGGUGCUGGUGGUGGUGCUGGCGGCGCUGCUGGUCGGACCAGCGCCGGCCGGCGGCAGCCUCCACCUGCCCAGCAGGGACCUGUGGCGCAAGAGCUCCGUGUGGCGGCUGGUGCAGACGCAGCACGAGUACCCGCAGCACCGGAAUGAGUUCACCACGCUCGGCAAGCCGCUGGAGGGCAGCCGGCGCAGAAAGCCGCACAACCCGCACAAGGUGCGGAUUGCCCAGUCGUCGCACUACGAGCUGAAGUACACCUUGGGCCGGAAGAUAGUGUUCAUCUGCGUGGCGCGGGGGAACCCGCGGCCGCAGAUCACCUGGUUCAAGGACGGCAUCGAGCUGUACGCGCACAACUUCUUCAAGGUACACGAAUGGCAGAUCGGCAAGCGUAAGUUCAAGUCCAAGAUGGAGAUUGACCCCGCCACGCCGAUGGACGUGGGCUUUUACGAGUGUGUCGCCGACAACUACCACUCUGUGGACGUGCGAGGCUUCCGCACCGAAUACACCGCCUCAAUUGUACUGGAGUCGCGAGCCGGCUGACAAGAACACCGUCUUGAAAAGGACAGACGAGCGGUGCAGCAGCACAACAUGAGAGGCUAGGGGCGACAGGAUCGUGUCUCCUCGCUGCUUCCAGACAGACUCAUGAGUCGAGCGAGCGUAACUAGGCUGCGCUUACAGUCAGUUACACGGCCUAGCAGAAGAGGGGCAGACAUGUCCUAACUCUAAUAUUGAGCAAGGUGUGAGGGGUGGGAUAUGGUUCAUGGCUGGAUAUUCUCACAUUUACCGACCAGCCAACAGCUAUAAGGGUCCAGCAACUGUAUUUAAUGUCUUACGAGUGUGUGCAUCAAUUCUGCAGUUAAUGACGUGCACUGCAGUUCGUGCAAAUAUUGUUACUGAUCACGCUAUGUUGCAAUAAAUGUAUGACAAAUG